Messenger RNA from Hansenula anomala, 357 nucleotides. RefSeq lists its product as uncharacterized. The record is from RefSeq and is a predicted model, not a curated record. Lineage: Eukaryota; Fungi; Ascomycota; Saccharomycetes; Phaffomycetales; Wickerhamomycetaceae. The transcript has a single exon. Gene Ontology annotation, cellular component: nucleus; cytoplasm; ribonucleoprotein complex. Gene Ontology annotation, molecular function: mRNA binding. The annotation marks the transcript as partial.
AUGUCUGCUGAAACUGCCACUACUCCAUCAAAUAACAAAUUAUAUGUUGGUAACAUUGAAUAUAGUACCACUAAAGAAGAAUUAAAAGAAUUGUUCAAAGAUUAUUUAAUUGAAUCAAUUCAAAUUCCAACCAGAUCACCAAGAACUAAGAAUGGUAAAAGAGGUACACCAAAGAGUAAAGGUUAUGUUUUCAUUACUUUUGCCCCAGAAGUUAAAGAUUUAGAUUCAAUUAUCAAAAAAUUCACUGAUUAUGAAUUUAAAGAUCGUAAGAUUUAUUUAAGUCAUCCAGCUCCAAAGGAAGAAUCAUCAAAUGAUGAUGAUGAAACUAAAAAAGCUGAUGAAACUAAAAAAACUGAU